CUUGAACUGUGUUUAUUUCUUUCUGUGUGAUUUUAUUUUCAAUAAAAUUUUUAGAGUUUAAUUUUGUGACAUUGUUUAUUGAAAUAAGAAUAUAAUCCUUCAAAUUCGCGAAACAAGUUUUCUGUGGUAACUUCGUAUAAAAGUCGUUUUAUACACAAUGUCCAUUGAGAUAGAAUCAGCCGAUGUUAUCAGACUGAUACAACAAUACUUGAAGGAGUCAAAUUUAACCAAAACAUUGCAGACUUUGCAGGAGGAAACUGGAGUGACUCUAAAUACAGUAGACAGCGUGGAUGGUUUCUGCGCAGACAUUAACAAUGGCCACUGGGACACAGUACUUAAGGCUACUGCUUCACUCAAGCUCCCUGACAAGAAGUUGAUGGAAUUAUAUGAGCAGGUUGUGUUGGAGUUGAUAGAAUUGCGAGAAUUGGGUGCUGCGAGAUCCUUGCUACGUCAGACACAUCCUUGUCUGUUGAUGAAGCAGCAUGAAACAGAUCGGUAUAUGCAUCUUGAAAACCUGUUAGCACGUUCAUAUUUCGACCCUCGUGAGGCGUACGGCAGCGGAGGAGGCAAGGAGCGGCGCCGCGCUGCCAUCGCAGCGUCCCUCGCCGGGGAGGUGUCCGUCGUGCCGUCGUCCCGUCUCCUGGCACUACUGGGCCAGGCCCUCAAAUGGCAACAGCACCAGGGUCUGCUCCCUCCCGGCACCACUAUAGAUUUGUUCCGUGGUAAAGCCGCAAUAAGAGACCAAGAAGACGAUCUCUGCCCCACCCAACUGUCCAAGAUCAUCAAAUUCGGUCAGAAGUCCCACGUGGAGUGCGCACGAUUUUCUCCUGAUGGACAAUAUUUAGUGACGGGCUCCGUAGAUGGCGUCGUUGAAGUUUGGAACUUUACAACGGGAAAAAUCCGUAAGGAUUUGCGUUAUCAGGCUCAUGAUGAGUACAUGUGCAUGGAAGAGGCGGUGCUGAGCCUGGCUUUUGCGAGGGAUAGCGAUACAUUGGCUGCUGGGUCUAAUGAUGGAAAAAUUAAGGUCUGGAAAGUGUCAACGGGUAAAGUCCAACGCAAACUGGACCGAGCUCAUUCUAAGGGCGUGACCUGCCUUCAGUUCACCCGAGACAACACUCAGAUCCUCUCGGCCUCCUUCGAUCGGACCAUAAGAAUCCACGGCCUUAAAUCGGGUAAAGUCUUGAAGGAGUUCCGAGGACACACUUCGUUCGUGAACGAGGCGGUGUUCACGCUGGACGGGCACGCGGUGCUCAGCGGCUCCUCCGACGGGACGGUGAAGGUGUGGGCCGUCCGCUCGGGCGAGUGCACGGCCACGCUCAAGCCCCUCGGCAGCGGGGAGCCCCCAGUCAACACCUUACUCCUCACCCCGAAGAACCCGGACCAUUUCGUGGUGUGCAACCGGACCAAUACCGUGGCGAUAAUGAAUAUGCAAGGGCAAAUCGUGAGGUCGUUCUCGAGCGGGAGGCGUGAGGAGGAGGGCGGCGCGCUGGUGUCGGCGGCGCUGAGUGCGCGCGGGAGGCUGGUGUACUGCGCCGGGGAGGACCUCGUGCUGUACGCCUUCUGCGCCAACACCGGCAAGCUGGAGAGGACCAUUAAUAUUCACGAGAAGGCGGUGAUCGGUCUGACGCAUCACCCGCAUCAGAACCUGCUGGCCACGUACAGCGAGGACGGCUUGCUCAAGCUGUGGAAACCAUAAUUGCAUACGCUUUAAAUUAUAAAUUAAUUAAAAAAUAUAUAUGUGUACAAUUUGUGUCCUAAUAUACCUAAGUAUCGACCGAACUCGUCCACCAAACUACGCAAUAAAAAUAUUAGCCUUUUAUUUCAGAGAUGUAUUCAAUGCGGGUUCUCACAUAAACGUGCCACGUUAACCUCAAACUAAGAUUGUGACUGACAUUGGCAGACCGACGAUGACACUGACAUUGGCCGAGAACUAGACCCGUGCAGUAGACAGGGUUGUUAGCUCCGCGGUAGUCCUAUGUGGCCGCGCGGAUACAGAAAUCCAAUCAAAAGGGUUCACAGGUGGAGGGGACAAAAAAAGGGGGUCCGGUGAGGGGACAGGGGGUCCCUGGGGCGGGUGGUCCGGGAGACAAUGCAGUAAAUCGAUUUCCCUUCUCAUCAGCGCGCGCCCGCACGCUACUCCAACGCAAGACGCGCUUGGGCGUGGUGGUCUACUCCCUGCUGUUGUCCUUCUCAAUCAUCACGGGAAUCUAGUGCUUGCGAGCAGCACUGUCUCGAUUUGAUUUUGAUUCACAAUUUAUCGUUAUUAGAGCAUCACUAUAACAGCUUGUCCGGUACCACUGAAUUAUUAUUUUUCGUGUCCGUAAUUGUCAGGACAAAGUUCG
Bombyx mandarina (wild silkworm) is the source of this 2342-nucleotide messenger RNA. It is a transcript of the gene Smu1, whose product is annotated as Smu1 spliceosomal factor. Gene Ontology annotation, molecular function: protein binding. Lineage: Eukaryota; Metazoa; Arthropoda; Insecta; Lepidoptera; Bombycidae. Gene Ontology annotation, biological process: mRNA splicing, via spliceosome. The record is from RefSeq and is a predicted model, not a curated record.